Molecule: messenger RNA, 1941 nt
Organism: Plutella xylostella (diamondback moth)
Lineage: Eukaryota; Metazoa; Arthropoda; Insecta; Lepidoptera; Plutellidae
Biological process (GO): glycine biosynthetic process; L-threonine catabolic process
Cellular component (GO): cytosol
Molecular function (GO): L-allo-threonine aldolase activity
Source: RefSeq, a predicted model, not a curated record
UUCCUUCUAUCGAAAUAACCUUGAAAGUUUUGAUUGCCUGUUUCAAGUUUCAAUUUAUCUAUAAAACCACUUACACCGUUAAGGAGAGAUCCGCUAUCAUUUCAAAGGUCAUACUCUGGGUCACUUUAUCACUUACAAUCAUCAGAUCCAACUGCAAGUCAUAAAGUAUCACCACUUAACCUAAACGUUGGGCGCUUUCGUAAUAAUAUUGAAGAAUUUCUGUGAGUGAGCAGUGCGAGAUAAACAACGGAAUCGAUAGGAGACUCGUCUGACAUCAAACUAUCAAAUAAAUAAAUCCUUUACACAACCAUGACGCAUAUAGUGGAUUUGAGAUCAGAUACAGUGACGAAGCCAACAGAUGCCAUGAGACAUGCCAUGGUAAAUUCGGCUGUAGGAAACGAUGUGUAUGGUGAGGAUCCCACAGUCAAUGCCCUGGAGAGGAAGAUCGCCACCAUGCUGGAUAAGCAAGCAGCCCUGUUUGUUCCCUCGGGAACCAUGGCUAAUCUUAUAGCCGUGAUGGUGCACUGCAGCCAACGAGGCUCUGAAGCGCUGGUGGGAAAUAUGUCACACAUUUUCAAGUAUGAGCAAGGAGGGGCAGCUCACUUAGGUGGAGUCUUAUUGACAACUCUUGAGAACAAACCAGAUGGAACUUUUGACCUGGACGAGUUUGAGAAGCGCAUCCGAGGGUCCGAUAUUCAUGAGCCACUUACUGCAAUGAUUGCUGUGGAGAAUACCCACAACUAUUGUGGGGGCAAGGUAUUACCGCAAUCCUGGCUAGACGACCUCUACGCCCGGGCUACCAAGCACUCCAUCCCAGUGCACAUGGACGGCGCUCGUCUGUUCAACGCGUGCGCGGCGCAGCGCUCUGAGCCAGCGACUGUGGUGCGCGGCGCCGCCAGCGUGUCCAUCUGCUUUAGCAAGGGACUGUCUGCCCCGGUGGGGUCUGUGCUUGUGGGCGACUGCCAUUUUAUUCAGAAAGCGCGUCGCCUACGCAAGAUGCUGGGCGGCGGCAUGCGGCAGGCGGGCGUGCUGGCCGCGGCGGCGCUCGUGGCCCUGGAUGAAGUGGUGCCGAAUCUAGAGCAUGACCAUCGCCGCGCGCAGGUGUUGGCUACAACAAUCAAAAGCCUCUGCCUCAAAAACUUCACGGUCGACCUUCAAAAUACUCAAACUAACAUCUUGCUCGUGCGGAUACCGGAGUCUUCUCCCAUAACUGCUGACAAAGUGGUGCAGAGGCUCGCACAAGUUUGCCUCUCAGAGACACAGGGCGACUGCAAAACGGCUGAUGAUGAAGGUGUCAUAGUAAAAGCGAUUUACUUCAAUUCUAAGACCAUAAGGUUUACAUUGCAUUGCGGGAUCGAGGACGAAGAUCUGUGGCUCGCUAUUAUGAAGAUCACGUUCGUUUUUAAGGAGUUCGAAGCUAGUGUUUAGGUGAAGGAGUUAGAAAUGCUCUCGUUAAUAGAAGUAUAGAAAAAAACAUGAACAAAAUUAAGUCACAAAUUGCUGUAAAACAGUAAGUACAUAAUAGUUAGGAACAAUUUUAUAUUGCAAAAAAGAGGGUCCCAUUUCCAUGUCUCUCUGAAGUUACUUUUUACCUAAUAUGUACCUAUAAAUCUAUGUGAUGAAAUUAUGGUUGAUCGUGUUACAUGAAAAUAUGUAUGUAAGUUAUGAAUUAUGAUGCACUCCAAUCUGAUUCUUAUGACACAUAAAUUUAGAAUGAUUCGUUAAGCAUUGCUAUCAUCAGAUACUUGACUUGAUGAAAUCAAGUGCCAUGAAGUAGCCAUUUUUAAGUGCCUUGUACGUGUAUGAAGUAAUAGUUAUGUAGCAAAAUAUUUUAUAGUAAGUAGUCGUAAGACCUAUAGUAUAUUAUCUUAAAUCAAGUUUAAACACGAUUGUGUUAUGUUAUAAAUAUUGUAUGACUUAAAUCUAACAAAAUAACAUUAU